AUGAAUGCUCAAAAAUGGUUUUUGUGGUGUUUAAUUUCUACAAAUUGCUAUCUUGUAAACAGUUUGCCAACACCAAAGGACGUUUCAAAUGGACAGCCAUUGUUUGAUGAUCUUCAUUAUCGAUACAGAAGAGACACUUCAGGUUCAAACAAUGGAUCGUGUGUAUGUGUAUGUUCGUCAACUGCCAUGCCGGAGACAUCCGAAAUGACAUCAAUGAUGUCGACAACGUCAACAACAACUACGACGGGAUUCAUCACGACCACAACGACUGCUUCCAUCACUACCACUACGACUACCGAAUCGACCACGACAACAUCGGUAUUAUCCACAACUACUACGACAGGAUCCAGUACGACAACCACAGAAUCGACUACGACGACAUCGGGAACAUCGUCAACUACGAUGGGAGCCUCUACGACAACCACAGAAUCAACCACCACUGCAUCGGGAUCAUCCACCACUACUACGACAGGAUCCAGUACGACCACGACAGAAUCAACUACAACUGCAUCGGGAUCAUCCACAACUACUACGACUGGAUCCAGUACGACCACGACAGAACCAACCACCACUACUUCAGGAUCAUCCACCACUACUACGACAGGAUUCAGUACGACCACGACAGAAUCAACCACAACUGUAUCAGGAACAUCAACAUCUACUACGACAUUAUCAGGAUUCUCCACAACGUCUGCAACAUCUAUAACAUCUACAUCCGUAACAGGAUCUACCACAACUACGUCAGAAACAUCUACAACAUCAUCAACUAUGAUAGGGUCCACCACUACGACUACUACGGAAUCCACUACCACAUCUACGAUGACAUCCACAAGGUCUACCACGUCUAGCACAGCAUCCACCACGACAUCGUCAAUUGUGACGGGCUCUACUAGUACUUCAUCCACAGCUCUAACAACCGCAACAGAUUCCACCACAUCAUCAUCAUCAACCACUACGGUAUCCACUACGAGCACUUCAUCGACGAGUUCUACAACAACCGUCGCUGCAGUCGGAACAUUAACAACAUCUACAACGACAACUAGCAGUGCUGCUACAAGCACAUCCAGCACUACUACCACUAGCGUAACAACAACUUCGAGCACAUCCACUACUACUACGUCCACAACGACUACAACAACUACUACGACUACGACGACUACAACCACAACCACUACCACUACCACAUCCACAUCCACAACAACCAGUCCUACAACGACCACGACUAGCACAACUACUACGACUACUACAACUACUACUACGACUACUACAACUACCACUACGACCACUACCACCACUACCACGACGACCACCGCCUGCUUUGAUGUUUGCAGUAGAUGGUAUUGCCAAACACAUGUAACAGUUAAUUUCACAUGUCUCGAUUAUUACGGCGUAUAUCCUAUUCAAUACAUCUCAAGUGGCACCUCAAGCACUGACUCAAUCCUAGCUGAUCGUAUCAAGGCGCUUGAAGAUGAGAAUUUCCGCCUAAAAUUAGGCUUGGGCUUAGGUUUAGGCGGUGCUCUCGCCAUCGCUAUUGGUGUAGCAGCCGCGAUAUACAUUUAUUAUUCUAGACGAACCGCUGAAUUCACGCCCUCAUCAGCUACAUUUACUGGUUUAAAUGAUGGAAAUCGUUUUUAA
Messenger RNA from Adineta ricciae, 1635 nucleotides. NCBI's taxonomy places the organism in Eukaryota, Metazoa, Rotifera, Eurotatoria, Adinetida, Adinetidae. The record is from the annotation of a GenBank genome assembly.